Messenger RNA from Zasmidium cellare ATCC 36951, 996 nucleotides. RefSeq lists its product as uncharacterized. Gene Ontology annotation, cellular component: protein complex involved in cell adhesion; cell surface; phagocytic vesicle. Gene Ontology annotation, biological process: cell-cell adhesion. NCBI's taxonomy places the organism in Eukaryota, Fungi, Ascomycota, Dothideomycetes, Mycosphaerellales, Mycosphaerellaceae. The coding region runs from base 1 to 996 and encodes 331 amino acids. Gene Ontology annotation, molecular function: polysaccharide binding; N-acetylgalactosamine binding; oligosaccharide binding. The record is from RefSeq and is a predicted model, not a curated record. The transcript has a single exon.
AUGCCCGGCUUUCCAUUCGCCGCUGAGGACAACAAUGUCCACCUCUCCAAACCGGGAGUCGACAACGGCCACUUCUGUACCUCAGAGGUCCGGCCGAGGAAGAAGGCAACGGCAUCGACCAGCAGGACAAUCGCCCUGCCGAAGGACCGUUAUAAGGCACCGCCAAAUCUCGCUGCCGGGUUCACCAGUCUUGAUAUAUCAUGCGAACGUUCUAUCCGUGCCAACAUCAUCGCUGACAGCAUCACCACGACCAAGUUCCGGAUUGGAGUAGAGACCUGGGGGACCAGUCGAUUACUUGAAGCCAGCGCGGUAUGGAUCGAGCACAAGGCCGACGCGAAGGACUGUGUGUUUGGUCAAUUCGACACCAAAACAAAUCCCAUGAGCAGGCUAGGGAGUCCUACCAAAGGCGGCACUCUGAAAAGAACGAAUACUCAACCCGGCGAACUACUACCCCAGAAACACGCCAAGCCCUUCUUCUUCCCCAAACCCUUCAGCGAGCCCCCCGAAGUAGUCUGCUGGCUCAACCGACUCGACCUGACCAGUGGACCGGACUACGAUUACAAGAUCCGCGCCUUCGCCGAUGAAAUCAACACGGAGAGCUUCCUGGCCCACAUCAACACCUGGGACAACGGCCGCAUGCCCGGAGCAGCCCUCUGCUGGAUCGCCUUCCCCAAAGGCAAGAAGAACGUCGACAGCGGUCGAUUCAGCACCAAAGAUGUCCGGAAACGGACGAAUCCCAGGCCUAAGACGACGUCGAGGAUUAAAUUCAAGAAGCGGUUUGAGAAGGCGCCGACUGUCCUCGCGGCUAUCACGAUGAUGGAUGCGGCGGGGAAUGCGGAUUUGAGGAUUAAACUGAACAUUAGCAAUGUGGACAAAGAUGGCUUCACGUGGACCUUUGAGACUUGGGAUGAUUCGACGCUGUAUGCUGCUUCGGCCCACUGGAUUGCGUUGGGAUCGACUAUUCAGAGCCGGUCUCAAGUCGUGACGCCGACUUGA